Messenger RNA from Ruditapes philippinarum (Manila clam), 2116 nucleotides. RefSeq lists its product as uncharacterized. The record is from RefSeq and is a predicted model, not a curated record. Bases 1459 to 1947 code for a protein of 162 amino acids. The transcript has 4 exons. NCBI's taxonomy places the organism in Eukaryota, Metazoa, Mollusca, Bivalvia, Venerida, Veneridae.
CGUCUGUAGAUUUUCCAGAGUUACUCUGGAAAAACUCUGGAAAAUAACAGAAUUUCCAUGAAUUUCCGUGAAUUUUCAUGGAAACCAGCUUUUUUCCACAGUAAUUCCAGAGUACUCUGGAAAAAUUUUCAUGGAGAACUCUGGAACAUGAUUUUACCAUCAAAAGAAAUCUCCAUGAAACACCUCCGGAAACUCUGGAAAGUCAACACUUAGAAAUUUUUCAAGGAGUUGUACUCUGGAAAACACUUAGUCAUUUUUGUGAAUGUUCUGGACUUAGAAAAUUUUCAGCUGAUUUUGGACUUAGAAAAUUUUCAACUAAUUUCAGCAUUUACUUCAUUUUUUCUCCCCAGUGCAACAGUCUUCCAAAGAUGUGUUAUAUACAUCUGCAAAAACACCAAGGUUCAACAUUAUUAAUACCACUUGUAAAACUAUAUGGGACUAAAGUACUAAAGAUUUGUUCAGAAGAUUAUUAAAAUCAUGAAUAUAUCUAAUUUGAAGUGAAUGUAUAAACUUAGUAUAUAGUUUGGAAAGGUUGAUUCCUAGUAUUUGUUAAUUUGAUUUGGUUGAUUCUUUUAACUGUCAGUUUUUUUAUUUACACUUAUCUUACUGACUACAGUAAUUAUCAGGUUUUUUUUUUUCAAAAAUCAAAUUUGAGCAUAAUAUAUCUGUACCUAUAAAAUUUAUACAUUAUCAUAAGGAAUAACGUUGGCCAUGUAAAUAAUUCAAUUAUCAGUCAUAAUUUGUAGCAGGCAUUUGAAAAUAUUGUGCCAUGUACAUAACAGGGGGUUAUAAAAAUAUUUGAUGAAGCAUAGGCCCUAUCAUAUGUACAAUGGUCACAUGAUUAUAACUCUUAAUCCAUGGUAAUUAAGACCAUAUAAUUAUGUUCAAUAUAAUUUAACUUGAUAUUAAUGUAAUGAGCAAUUAUUAAAAAAUAUAUUUUUUAACUAAUAACUAUACCAAAGCUAACAUUGUUAUCUAAAUCCUUAACUUUUUACAUUACCUUUAUCUGAAUCCAUCGUUGUUCAUUUCAGAGGCAUAUAAUAAGGUAUAUAGUGUCUCUGUUAAUUUGUAUACAAUUUUAUCUCCAUAAUGUCAUCACACUUUCCAGAACCUGUUUUGUUUGAAUGUCCGGAAAGAAAUAAAAUAAUCUUUUCUACAAUAAUAAACAUUAUGAGGCAGGAUCCCGUAAAUCUUUGAUUGUAAGCUGGUAAACUACACAGAACGACCUGCCACAUGUGAUGCCAAGCUACUACAGGUGUGGUUUGAAAUUGACCAAUCAAAAUAAUGAACAGUAUUGGCGGUCAUUUGAACUCACAGUUAAUAUGCUGAUAAGCGUUUGGCUGUUUGUUGUGGCAUGAUGGAGAAUUCACUUGCAUUAGGAAUUUGGAUAAAUGACAAAAAAAACUUGGAACAAUCUUGAAAUUAGAUGACAUAAAAGUGCCUAGAAAGAGCACUGACAUGUACAAAGAAGGAGACAUAGUGGAAACUAAGUGUUGGGGAUUUAAAGGGUUGCACAAGUGCUUGUUGGCAAAAAUUGGAGGAGAAACAGACCGCAGUAAUUUAGAGGAUAUAUUAAGAGGGGAUGCAUUUAACGAGUUAAAAGAAAAAUUUAACAUCAAAGACGAGGAAGAAACCAUUGAUGACUUGGGCCAUUUGAAAAGGAGAAAAUCUGAUUUACCGAAUCAGCUUUUAGCAAAAAUUGAAGGGGUUACUGAUUAUUCCAAGGCCGCAAAAACGCUAUUUAGGACCCUUUACAAGGAAGAGGAGUAUCACGGCCGGUCCUUGUGUGGCGGAAAGCCGAAUAAGAGGUACCUGGCAAGGCCACCACUUGAAGACCAAACAAAACUGCACAUAAUAUAUGAUAUUAUUCAUGAAAAGUAUGGCCAAGGACCAUCAAAUAUCAAAGAAAAGUUAAGGGAGAUAUUAAAACCAACACUAAACAAAUGAAGAGACUUGAUAUGAUGUGUUUGUGUCCAUAAAUAUUAAAGAUGUUCAAAGAAUUUUUAUAGUUAUCUUUUUGUUUAUGAAAUGUUAAAAAGUCAGAUUACAGAAGUUAAGGUUCAAAUGUAUGAUUGAAUGAGAAUGCAUCUUGAAAUAAAAGAUAGUUAUAUCAUUA